Messenger RNA from Sardina pilchardus (European sardine), 2388 nucleotides. RefSeq names its product G protein-coupled receptor 137 (gene gpr137). The record is from RefSeq and is a predicted model, not a curated record. Gene Ontology annotation, cellular component: lysosomal membrane. NCBI's taxonomy places the organism in Eukaryota, Metazoa, Chordata, Actinopteri, Clupeiformes, Clupeidae. Bases 649 to 1791 code for a protein of 380 amino acids. The transcript has 8 exons. Gene Ontology annotation, biological process: positive regulation of TORC1 signaling.
CGCUAGUGGCAGUAGUCAGCUUAAAGUGGAAUCCACCUACCACUAACAAGAUAUGAAACAGAAGUUUGGAUAGUACACAAUGAAAAUCCCUAGAAGUACAAGCACACUCCGAGAGGACAUGGACUUCAGGUGCUUUGAGUGUGUUCCUGGAUCAUAGGACAAGGGAAUUGCAUAUUUGAGUGGAUUGUUUUGUUUUUGGUUUGUUUGUUUUAUUGAUUGUUUGUUUGUUUGUUUGUUUGUUUUGGACUAUGGGAAAUUACAGACCUAUAGCACUGUUCUUAAAUUAUGUUUACACAUCAAGAGUUGUAGGGAAGCAUUUUAUUACAACGCAAUAACAACGUAACACAUUACAACAAUAGCAUUCAUCAUUGCUGAGUAUGCAUUAGUUGGUUCUGUUUACCAUAUUCCUUAGACAAAGUCUUAAACUGACUCACUCUCUUUCUGUGAACACUGGUUAUGUAGAGCUAAAUCAUUUUAGCAUUUGAUAGAACUGAAAAGGGUCUUUCAUUAUUUAUUAAGGUUACUUAUCUCUAUAAAGCUGUGAUCUCUCUCUUCUAAUCAAACAGUAGGCUAUCAACUUAAUUUCUACCUCAGACUCUCUUAUCCACCAGAACUCCCUUAGUCUCAGUACACCAACUGUAGAGCAAAAUGGAAAACCAUGCUUCAACUACUGUUUCGCCCAACUCGUCCUUCGACCCUUAUCCUAUUAAGCCUGCUAUGGCCCCAUCCGUGCAGUUGGGGUUUACCACACUGUACACCUGCCUGUACGGAGGUCUCUUCAUAAUAGUGUAUGUCCAGCUCUGGCUCCUUUUGCGAUACCGCCAUAAGCGCUGGAGCUACCAGAGCGUUUUCCUCUUUUUAUGCCUCUUCUGGGCAGCCCUGCGCACCACACUUUUUUCCUUCUAUUUUAGUAAUGCUUUAGCAGCCAAUCACCUGCCCACCCCAGUCUACUGGCUGCUUUACUGCUGCCCCGUAUGCUUGCAGUUCUUCACCCUAAGUCUCAUCAACCUGUACUUCACACAGCUCGUGCUGAAAGUGAGGGGGAAGUACAGCUACGAACCAAGCAAAGGACUGUAUGCCGCUCGCUGUGCCUAUGCUGGCAUGAGUGCGCUUUUCCUCUGUGUGAACGUGGUGUGUGCCGCCCUCGGAGAGCGUUGGGCGGCCGGCGACAAGACCUGGACACUGGUGCUCGUGCGGGUCCUGGUCAAUGACUUGCUCUUCAUCGUGGAGGCCAUCUGUCUGGCCGCCAGUCUGCUUAUCCUGACCCGCCUCUCUCCCUCGACCAGUCUCAGCUUGCACAAUAGGGGGACAUCGGUAUGCCAGACUGCUGUACAGGGAGCAGGAGUGAUUUUGUUGUUCUCUAGUAGGGCUUGCUACAAUCUCGCAGUGCUCAUGCUGUCCAAGAAUCACAAAGUGGAAUCCUUUGACUUUGAUUGGUACAACGUCUCAGACCAGGCUGACCUACGCAGCGAGCUUGGCGAUACGGGGUACCUGGUGUUUGGCGCAAUUCUCUUUAUCUGGGAGCUGCUCCCCACCAGUUUGCUCAUUCUCAUAUUCAGAGUUCGCCAGCCUUCACAGGAAGUGAAUUAUACUCCAGCUAUCAGCAGUCAAGGCCCACGUUCCUACUUCUUUGAUGACCCUCGGAGGAUGGACGAUGACCCAGGUGUCCAUUGGGGCCUCAAUCCCCAUAGCAGCUGGUUUGGCACAAGUGAGACUGCGCCCCUUCUCUUUGCCAAUCCCAAUGACCAGACCAACCAGCACCACUCUCUCUACUCCACUCCCCAGAACUGACCAGCGGACACAAAAUAUUCUAGGGUUUCCAAGACCUCCGUCAAGGGGGAGUAUUUGCACUCAAAUUCUUCAGGCACUUCUCUGAGACUACUUGCACCUUCACAUUCCAACCAGACCACUAUUCUGUCAAAGACCAUCAGAGACACCUGAGAUUUCUCUUGAUGAGAUGAGGUCAUCUGGGAUCCAGUAGCUCGCUGGUCUAUAUUAAAGCUAUAGGGAACCAAAAACUGACAGUUUUACCCCUCUCAAAUGUCAGUCAGUCUUAGUUCUUGUGGAUAAAAGGGUAAGUGUCUGUAGAACGUUAAUCAUUCCUCAAGUCACGACAUAAGAUGUGUAACUAAAGUUGUAUGUAUUUUUUAUUAAUACUUCAACCUGUAAAGAUUGUUCUCUAAAUUAUUUUCCUAUGACCCUUACUUUUAAAUACGUAUUUUAGAUAUAAAAAAUAUAUAUUCUUUGAUUCCAGGGGGGAUAAAUGAAAGGGAACAAGGAUUGAUCAGGCAUAUGGUUGCUGUGUAUUAAUAUUUGUUAAUAUGUUGCUCAAUUUAAAAAGGGAACUUGUAAAAGAUGGCAUUAAUAUAUAAAAUACCAUUAAACCAU